AUGCUUCACACUCUCUAUGGCCAGAGUUUGAAGCAUGGUGUGCAAUUCUUCAUCGAGUACUUCGCCUUGGAUCUGAUGAUGGAAGAUGGUAAAUGUGUCGGGAUUACGGCCCUGAACAUGGAAGACGGGACAUGUCAUCGUAUGUUUGCGAGGAACACUGUUCUGGCAACUGGCGGCUAUGGCAGAGUAUACUUCUCCGCAACGAGUGCCCACACGAGCACUGGUGACGGUAAUGCCAUGGUUGCUAGGGCCGGCCUGCCCCUUCAGGACAUGGAAUUUGUCCUCAUCACAGAAGGAGCGCGUGGCGAGGGAGGCUACCUUCUCAAUCGGGAAGGUGAACGUUUCAUGGAGCGGUACGCACCAACAGCGAAAGACCUUGCAAGCCGAGACGUUGUUUCACGCAGCAUGAACUUGGAGAUAAUGCAAGGACGAGGCUGUGGACCCGAAAAAGACCAUAUCUACCUGCAGCUCUCUCACAUACCGAAAGAUAUCAUCAUGGAGCGACUACCAGGUAUCGCUGAAACUGCGGCGAUCUUUGCCGGCAUAAAUAUUACGAAAGAGCCUAUCCCUGUUCUACCGACAGUGCAUUACUGCAUGGGUGGAGUGCCGACCAAUUUCAAGGGACAAGUUCUGAACGUACGAAACGGGAAGGAGACAGUGGUGGAUGGACUGCUCGAAGUAUUGCUGCCGCGACGGCGGAUUUAUUUCCGUGUCGGGAAAAAAUACCGGAAGAAGAAACAGAUCGAAAGGGAAUGGCAUGCGUUGAACGCUACGCAUAGGGCCGUAUUCAUGUUUCAAUAUGCUAAAGAGAUGGAGUGUGGUGUAACAGAAAAGGCUGUAACUGAAAGCGUGUCGGUUGACGAUGAUAAUGGUGAUGACGGGGAGUGGAUGGUUGUGGAUCACAUUGACCCCUCGAGCAUGCUUCUUGGAAGCCUCGACGCCGAGACCUUCAAAGCGGACACCAGCUUCGACAUUACUUUGGAGAAUGCACAUGCCGCAGCAAAGCUCGAACGAAGGCUCAAGCCACGUGUGACGCAUGAAGUUUACGGGUUUGCGGUCAUCGAGCAAGGACCAGUAUGGGGACAGUUCGAGCUACCAUUACAUGUUGAUCCAAAUCGCGAGCUUCGAUUCAGCGCCCCUCGAGGCGACAUCAAGAAGCAAUUCUCCGCUUGUUCUGCUAUCGGGGCUCGCAAACCCAACGCUUCCAACGCUGGCUUGUACGACAACAACCAAGAGUCUAUGGGCAAUGUGGGUUCCGUUCAGGCUCUGGCAACAUCUGUGGUUUCUUGGGUGCAAGGAACGGCGGCAGUCGGUAGCGCUACAAUUAUCAGACCGCCUUCAUUGUACUUCAUGAAGCGUGCAAGCUCGAUGGCCAUAACCGCGUUCGCGAACAAUGCCGCGACUGCUACGGACAUUAUAUUGCAGGCUGCUGGUGUUCGUGAUGAGGAUGCCAACUCGGAUUCAGAUGAUGACUCCUUUGUUGAUGAGAAUGGCAGGCCUUUUUCAGGCUCAUCCACAACUGCACCCACAGGCUCGAUUGGCAAGAACGCACUUUACCCAGCACGGCUUAAUCCGGUCGACAAGCAGCUUUCCUGCAGGCGAACGAAAGAUAUUGUGUACCUCAACCUUGCCGAUAGCCUUUAUAGGCGGACCCAGAGGGGCUUCUAG
This is a messenger RNA of Didymosphaeria variabile, 1668 nucleotides long. RefSeq lists its product as uncharacterized. NCBI's taxonomy places the organism in Eukaryota, Fungi, Ascomycota, Dothideomycetes, Pleosporales, Didymosphaeriaceae. The record is from RefSeq and is a predicted model, not a curated record. Bases 1 to 1668 code for a protein of 555 amino acids. Gene Ontology annotation, molecular function: electron transfer activity; succinate dehydrogenase (quinone) activity; flavin adenine dinucleotide binding. The transcript has 6 exons. Gene Ontology annotation, biological process: mitochondrial electron transport, succinate to ubiquinone.